Tachyglossus aculeatus (Australian echidna) is the source of this 2309-nucleotide messenger RNA. It is a transcript of the gene SAV1, whose product is annotated as salvador family WW domain containing protein 1. Gene Ontology annotation, molecular function: protein binding; molecular adaptor activity. The record is from RefSeq and is a predicted model, not a curated record. Gene Ontology annotation, biological process: hippo signaling; regulation of cell population proliferation; apoptotic process. The coding region runs from base 53 to 1207 and encodes 384 amino acids. The transcript is spliced from 5 exons. Lineage: Eukaryota; Metazoa; Chordata; Mammalia; Monotremata; Tachyglossidae.
GGCCCUGUGGGCGGAGGGAGGCCCCGGCCCCGGCCCCGGCCCCGCGGGGACCAUGCUGUCCCGGAAAAAAACCAAAAACGAGGUGUCCAAGCCGGCGGAGGUGCAGGGAAAAUACGUGAAGAAGGAGACGUCGCCGCUGCUGCGGAACCUUAUGCCUUCUUUCAUCCGACACGGUCCGACCAUCCCCAGGCGAACUGAUAUCUGUCUUCCCGAUUCAAGCCCUAAUGCCUUUUCCGCUCCCGGGGAUGGAGUUGUUUCCAGAAACCCGAGUUUCCUCAGAACGCUAAUUCCGAGGCCACCUCACGAGGUCAUGAGGAGAGAGAGCAACCGGCUGUCCGCACCUUCCUAUCUUGCCAGAAGCUUGGCUGACGUCCCUCGCGAGUAUGGCUCCUCAUCUCAGUCCUUCUUGACCGAGGCCGGUGCUGCCGAAAACGGAGACGCUGGGUCCCGCUAUUACUACCCGGAGAGUUUUUAUGACGGCCAGAGGAGGAGAGCGCUGGGAGACCGCCUGCACGAGGACUUCCGUUACUAUGAGCACAGUAAUGAUCUCUUCCAAAGAAUGCCGCAGAGCCAGACCAGGCAUCCUUCAGGCAUCGGACGGGUCGCUGCUACAUCGUUAGGAAAUUUAACGAACCACAGCUCAGAAGAUUUACCUCUGCCUCCUGGCUGGUCAGUGGACUGGACGAUCAGAGGAAGGAAGUACUACAUCGACCAUAACACCAAUACCACCCACUGGAGCCACCCUCUUGAGCGAGAGGGCCUGCCUCCCGGCUGGGAGCGUGUCGAAUCGUCAGAAUUUGGGGUGUACUACGUCGACCACAUAAAUAAGACGGCGCAGUACAAGCACCCGUGUGCUCCCAGCGUCCCCCGUUACGACCAACCUCCUCCAGUUACGUAUCAACCCCAGCAGGCCGACAGGAGCCAGGUCUUCCUCGUUCCCGCAAAUCCCUAUCACACUGCCGAGAUUCCCGACUGGCUCCAGGUCUACGCCAGGGCUCCUGUCAAAUACGACCACAUUCUGAAGUGGGAGCUCUUCCAGCUGGCCGACCUGGACACCUACCAGGGAAUGCUGAAGCUGCUCUUCAAGAAGGAACUGGAGCGCAUCGUCAAGCUGUACGAAGCCUACAGGCAGGCCCUCCUCUCCGAACUCGAAAACCGCAAGCAGCGGCAGCAGUGGUAUGCCCAGCAACACGGCAAGAAUUUCUAAGCUCACUUUUUCAAAUGGAAUUUUGUCAGGGUUUUGGGUUUUUUUAAACAGCUUUAAAAUGUUUUCACUUUGAAACCAUGAACACAAGUACUUGGUUUAAGGAAGGCAGCUUACCUUUUGCCGAUAUUGCACCUGUGCGGUGGGAAACACCAUUGAAACUGUUUUACAUGUACCCUGUUUUUAGAGAGAGAAUUGCCUCUUGGAAGAUUGUUCAUUCUUCUGAGAAGCAGUGUCCGAGAACACUAAAUAGCCCUUCCGCACCCAGGUGGAACGAAGAUGUUGGCUUGUACUCGUGAUCGAGACAAACGGUGUUUUGUUUCCCCAGGCGGGGAGGCUGCAGCCCCAGAGAGAUCAAGCCAGCUCCCUGUGAGUCGUCUUCAUAAAGCAAGAUGUUUACAGCUUUAAGCUCUAGCGUAUUUACACGAUGCGGACACUUCUUAUACUGUUUUUGAAAUGAUACAAACUCGGAAGAAAUGAAAUUUGGUUACAUCGCUCUAACGAGCAAAGUUAGAGUUGCGUUUUUGUUUUUUUUUACCUCUAAAGCUGCAAAGAGCUGGUGGAUCCAGUGGGUUUCUGCCAACUGCUGUGCAGAUGGUGGGGUAGAGCCUGGGGCAGCCCCCCCGCCAGGCAGGGGCCCAGGUGCCUGGAGGAGAUACCCUUCUGCCCUCCCAGAUCACUCUAACUGUGCCUAGGCAAGGGAGGAGGCAGAGAAAGACACGCCAGCUUUUUUCCUCAGCAGGUUAAAAUCCACCGCCGUUAGGACAAUCAGGGAGUCAGCCAGGAAUCAUGUUUGCUAAGUUGCUUUACGGAUCAGUUUUUCUAUCCUGUAAAAAAAGCCGUUCUUCACCAGUGGACGCGGAACCGUGUUUAACGCACCCCAGCCCGCCCCAGACCUAUUCCGUGGAACAACCGUAAGUCCUGAGAAUUCGGUAAAUUUCAACUUUCCGUUCCAAUGAGUGGGUAUCUCUCGGCAGUUACGUUUGUAUUUCCUCUACGUUUUUAGAUUACCACAAGCAGACACCUAUGGUGUGAUAUUACAAUGUUACCGCUCACAUGGUCGUUUGAUAACAAGCUUAUUAAAUAUAUUUUUAUGAAAGCUAAA